AUGCCAAGGGAAAUCAUCACCGUUCAGGCCGGACAGUGCGGCAACAGCAUUGGAAGCCAAUUCUGGCAACAGCUUUGUCAGGAGCACGGCAUCAACCAGGACGGAAACCUUGAGGACUUCGCAACCGAAGGCGGUGAUCGCAAAGACGUUUUCUACUACCAGAGUGAUGACACAAGAUACAUCCCACGAGCUAUCCUAGUCGACCUGGAGCCGAGGGUCAUCAACGGCAUUCAAACAGGGCCAUACAAGAACAUUUACAACCCGGAGAACUUCUAUGUCGGCAAAAAUGGAGUUGGCGCGGCGAACAACUGGGGUGACGGUUACCAGACGGGCGAGGUGGUCUACGAAGACAUCAUGGAAAUGAUUGACCGCGAGGCGGAUGGUAGUGAUUCGCUAGAAGGCUUCAUGAUGCUGCACUCCAUUGCGGGCGGUACCGGAUCCGGUCUUGGUUCUUUCCUCCUGGAGAGACUCAACGAUCGGUUUCCCAAGAAGAUCAUCCAGACAUACUCUGUCUUCCCCGAUACCACAAACGCCGGAGAUGUCGUUGUCCAUCCAUACAACAGCGUCCUCGCCAUGAGAAGGUUAACGCAGAACGCCGAUUCAGUCGUGGUGCUGGAUAACGGAGCCCUAUCACGGAUUGCAGCCGACAGGCUGCACGUCCAAGAACCAUCUUUUGCUCAAACAAACCAAUUGGUUUCAACUGUCAUGUCUGCCAGCACAACAACUCUUAGAUACCCGGGAUACAUGCACAACGAUCUGGUCAGCAUCUUGGCCUCGUUGAUUCCCACUCCCCGGUGCCACUUCCUUAUGACAGCAUACACGCCAUUCACAGGCGAUCAGGUUGAGCAGGCCAAGACCGUGCGCAAGACCACAGUACUGGACGUCAUGCGGAGACUGCUGCAGCCCAAGAACCGUAUGGUUUCGACCCAACCAGGAAAGAAGAGCUGCUACAUUUCCAUUCUGAACGUCAUUCAGGGCGAAGUGGAUCCUACCGACGUCCACAAGAGCUUGCUGAGAAUCAGGGAACGACGACUGGCGACAUUUAUCCCUUGGGGUCCAGCAAGCAUCCAGGUGGCUCUGACAAAGCGGAGCCCUUACAUCCCGAUGGCCCACCGCGUCAGCGGGCUGAUGCUGGCGAACCACACAAGCAUUGCGACUCUGUUCAAGAGAAUUCUUAAACAGUACGAUGGAAUGCGGAAGCGCAAUGCUUUCAUGGAAGGAUACAAGAAGACGGCGCCAUUUGCAGAAAACCUGGACGAAUUCGACGAGGCCCGAGAGGUCGUGUCAGAUCUGAUUCAAGAGUACGAGGCAGCAGAGGACUCCGACUACUUGAACCCUGACACAGGAGACAAGGCGACCUCAGCUGAAACCGACAAGAGGAUGGCAUAA
Colletotrichum spaethianum is the source of this 1389-nucleotide messenger RNA. Its product is annotated as tubulin-specific chaperone C. The coding region runs from base 1 to 1389 and encodes 462 amino acids. Gene Ontology annotation, molecular function: structural constituent of cytoskeleton; GTP binding. The record is from RefSeq and is a predicted model, not a curated record. Gene Ontology annotation, biological process: mitotic cell cycle; cytoplasmic microtubule organization; meiotic spindle organization. Lineage: Eukaryota; Fungi; Ascomycota; Sordariomycetes; Glomerellales; Glomerellaceae. The transcript is spliced from 7 exons. Gene Ontology annotation, cellular component: gamma-tubulin complex; cytoplasm; microtubule.